Messenger RNA from Malania oleifera, 1697 nucleotides. RefSeq names its product mogroside IE synthase-like. NCBI's taxonomy places the organism in Eukaryota, Viridiplantae, Streptophyta, Magnoliopsida, Santalales, Ximeniaceae. The coding region runs from base 102 to 1466 and encodes 454 amino acids. The record is from RefSeq and is a predicted model, not a curated record. Gene Ontology annotation, molecular function: UDP-glycosyltransferase activity. The transcript has 3 exons.
UCCUCUCUCUCUCUCUCUCUCUCUCUCUCUCUCUCUCUCUCUGCUUCUUGGUUGUUCAGAUUGCCUUCUUCAGGAGGGACAAAUACUUGUUUGGCAGUGAAAUGGAGGAGGAGAGAGCUUACAAGGCCCAUGUUGUGGUUUUUCCACUAGAUGGACAGGGUCACAUAAACCCAAUGCUCCAAUUUUCCAAACGUUUGGCUUCAAAAGGGCUCAAAAUCACAGUAGCUGCUACCACCUCCAACAUCAAGACCAUUGAAGCUAGAGCUGGGUCAAUGGUACUUGAGCCAAUUUAUGACGAUUGCAGUGAAGGCGGCUGGCAUGGACCUGGAGGACAUAAGGGCUAUCUUGAGAGGUUUGAAGCCAGUGGUGCGCGGCGCUUAACUGAACUCGUCAAGAGACUAGUAAACACCGCGCACCCUGUCAAGUGCCUUGUAUAUGAUGCAAAUUUACCAUGGGCUCUCACAAUAGCCAAGCAACUGGGCUUAGUUGGAAUUGCAUUUUUCACUCAGUCAUGUGCUGCAAUUGCCAACUACUACCCCAUGCAUUACGAGGUAUUAGCUAAGCCAUUGCCAGUGGCUGCAUAUCCAAUGCCUGGGCUGCCAAAGCUUGGCGUUCCAUGCAUUCCUUCACUGGGUCCAGAAACAGGACACUAUCCCCCUUUAAUCGUACACAUUUUGAAACAAUUUGAUGGAAUUGAGAAUGCAGAUUGUAUCGCUUUCAACUCAUAUGAUAAGUUGGAAGAGGAGGUGGUGAAAUGGAUGGCCAAUCUCUGGCCUGUUAUGACAGUUGGACCGACCAUACCAUCCGUCUACCUUGACAAGAGGGUGAAGGAUGAUAAAAGUUACGGUUUCAAUCUCUAUAAGCCAAACAACGAUGCGUGCAUGAAGUGGCUAAACACGAAGGAAACUGGAUCCGUGGUGUAUGUUUCAUUUGGGAGCGCUGCAAGAUUGAACGCAGAACAGAUGUCUGAAAUGGCAUGGGCUUUGAAGCAUACUAACUACAACUUCUUAUGGGUAGUGAAGGCAGCUGAAGAUAUCCUGCUUCCCAGCAAUUUUGUGGAGGAGACUGCAGGAAAAGGACUAGUUGCGACCUGGUGCUCCCAAUUGGAGGUGCUGGCCCAUCACGCAAUUGGGUGCUUCAUAUCGCAUUGUGGGUGGAAUUCCUCAGUAGAGGCAUUGAGCUUUGGAGUGCCAGUGAUUGGAAUGCCUCGGUUUCUAGACCAAAUGGUUAAUGCACAUUUUCUAGAGCAAGCGUGGGGCGUGGGAGUUAACCCCAGGGCAAAUGAGGAAGGUUUUGUUACCGGAGAAGAAAUCGAUAGGUGCAUCCGAGAAGUUAUGGAUGGAGAGAGAGGACAAGCCAUUAAGAGCAACGCAAUUCAGUGGAAGCAGUUGGCUAGGGAGGCGGUAGAUGAAGGUGGAAGCUCCGAUAAACACACUGAUGAAAUUGUUGCUCGAAUUGUUUCCUAGCCCUUCUAAUAUUUAUUGUCAAGUUAAGACUUGCUUCUUUCUCUUGCUCAUUUCCUUAGCAGUUGUGUCAUGGAAUGUUUCCGUCUAAUCAUUCAGGUGUAAUUUUUGGGAGCCAAAGGUUUGGAAAUGGUGGGUCGAUUGGUUCUGCUCAAAUGUUGCUCUCUAUAUUGUUGUAAAACACCUCAUAUUGCUAAGGAACUCUAAUAUAUUUUUAUGAUUGACUGUAGUUAA